Molecule: messenger RNA, 8066 nt
Organism: Rhinopithecus roxellana (golden snub-nosed monkey)
Lineage: Eukaryota; Metazoa; Chordata; Mammalia; Primates; Cercopithecidae
Gene: EEA1
Product: early endosome antigen 1
Exons: 29
Coding region: 279-4511 (1410 amino acids)
Biological process (GO): endocytosis
Cellular component (GO): early endosome
Molecular function (GO): metal ion binding; 1-phosphatidylinositol binding
Source: RefSeq, a predicted model, not a curated record
GGCGGGCCCGCCCAGCUGUCAGUUACGGGGGCCGCCCGGCGGGCGGGCAGGAGGCGCUCGCAGGCUGCCUAGUCGUUUGCUCGCUCUCUCUCGCGUGCUCCCUCUCGCCGCCUGUGGGGAAGUCGGGGCCGCCCGAGCGGCCGCAGCCACCGCCUCGCCCCGACCUCCUUCCCAGUCCCCUCCCGGCCCAGUCCCUCCCGCCCGCGCACCCCGAGUAGUGAGUGGCCCCGCGCAGGGUUUGGAGAGUCACCGAGGCGGCGCCGGGUGGUGGUUAAACCAUGUUAAGGAGGAUUUUACAGAGGACUCCUGGGAGAGUUGGCUCUCAAGGUUCUGAUUUAGAUUCAUCAGCAACUCCUAUAAACACAGUGGAUGUCAAUAAUGAAAGCUCUUCAGAGGGUUUCAUAUGUCCUCAGUGCAUGAAAUCUCUUGGAUCUGCUGAUGAACUUUUCAAACAUUAUGAAGCUGUUCAUGAUGCUGGUAAUGACUCAGGUCAUGGAGGAGAGUCUAAUCUUGCUUUGAAGCGAGAUGAUGUAACACUGCUCAGACAAGAGGUCCAAGACCUACAGGCUUCACUUAAGGAAGAAAAAUGGUACUCGGAAGAAUUAAAGAAGGAAUUAGAAAAAUAUCAAGGGCUGCAGCAGCAAGCUAAACCUGAUGGGUUGGUGACUGAUUCAUCAGCAGAACUACAGUCUUUGGAACAGCAAUUAGAAGAAGCCCAAACAGAAAAUUUUAAUAUUAAGCAAAUGAAAGACUUAUUUGAACAGAAAGCAGCCCAACUUGCUACUGAAAUUGCAGAUAUAAAGUCAAAGUAUGAUGAAGAAAGGAGUCUCCGAGAAGCUGCUGAACAAAAAGUGACACAUAUGACAGAAGAAUUAAACAAAGAGGCAACUGUAAUUCGAGAUCUGAAGACGGAACUGCUUCAGAGACCUGGUAUAGAAGAUGUUGCUGUGCUAAAGAAGGAACUGGUGCAAGUUCAAACACUAAUGGAUAAUAUGACCUUGGAACGUGAGCGAGAAUCUGAAAAACUCAAAGAUGAAUGCAAAAAAUUACAGUCACAAUAUGCUAGCUCAGAGGCCACAAUAAGCCAGCUAAGGAGUGAACUUGCCAAAGGCCCCCAGGAAGUUGCUGUAUAUGUACAGGAACUACAAAAACUGAAAAGUUCACUUAAUGAAUUAACACAAAAAAAUCAGACCUUGACAGAAAACUUGCUAAAAAAAGAACAAGACUAUACUAAGUUAGAGGAGAAACAUAAUGAAGAAUCUGUGAGUAAAAAGAAUAUUCAGGCAACCCUUCAUCAAAAAGACCUAGAUUGUCAGCAGCUUCAAUCAAGAUUGUCUGCAUCUGAAACCUCACUGCAUAGAAUACAUGCAGAACUAAGUGAAAAAGGAGAAGCUACUCAAAAGCUCAAAGAAGAAUUAUCUGAGGUAGAGACCAAGUACCAGCAUCUAAAGGCGGAGUUUAAGCAGCUACAACAACAGAGAGAAGAAAAGGAGCAGCAUGGGUUACAACUCCAAAGUGAAAUUAAUCAAUUACAUAGCAAACUUCUGGAGACAGAGCGCCAACUAGGGGAAGCUCAUGGUAGGCUGAAGGAACAGAGACAGCUUUCAAGUGAAAAGUUGAUGGAUAAAGAACAACAAGUGGCUGAUUUACAACUCAAACUUUCUCGGUUAGAAGAGCAGUUGAAGGAAAAAGUUACAAAUUCUACAGAAUUGCAGCAUCAAUUAGAUAAAACAAAGCAACAGCAUCAAGAACAACAGGCUCUUCAGCAAAGCACCACGGCAAAACUUCGAGAAGCUCAGAAUGAUUUGGAACAAGUUCUACGUCAAAUUGGCGAUAAGGACCAAAAGAUCCAGAACCUUGAAGCUUUAUUACAGAAGAGUAAAGAAAAUAUUUCAUUACUAGAAAAAGAAAGAGAAGAUCUUUAUGCAAAAAUUCAGGCUGGUGAAGGAGAGACUGCUGUUCUUAACCAGUUACAAGAAAAAAACCAUACACUACAGGAGCAAGUAACUCAACUAACAGAGAAGCUGAAGAAUCAGUCAGAAAGCCACAAACAAGCCCAGGAGAAUUUGCAUGACCAGGUACAAGAGCAGAAGGCACAUCUUAGAGCUGCACAAGACCGUGUGCUUUCUCUAGAAACCAGUGUCAAUGAAUUAAAUAGUCAAUUAAAUGAAAGCAAGGAGAAGGUCUCCCAGCUUGACAUACAGAUUAAAGCCAAAACCGAACUGUUGCUAUCAGCAGAAGCGGCAAAAACUGCCCAAAGAGCUGAUCUUCAGAAUCAUUUGGACACAGCUCAAAAUGCAUUACAAGAUAAACAGCAGGAGUUAAAUAAGAUUACUACUCAGUUGGAUCAGGUCACUGCAAAGUUACAAGACAAGCAAGAACAUUGCAGUCAGCUGGAAAGUCAUCUUAAAGAAUAUAAAGAGAAACACCUCUCUUUAGAACAGAAAACUGAAGAGCUAGAAGGUCAAAUUAAGAAACUAGAAGCUGAUAGUCUCGAAGUUAAAGCAAGCAAGGAGCAGGCUUUGCAAGAUCUACAACAGCAAAGACAGCUGAACACAGAUUUAGAGCUUAGAGCCACAGAAUUGAGUAAACAACUUGAAAUGGAGAAAGAAAUAGUAUCCAGUACAAGAUUGGAUCUACAGAAAAAAUCUGAAGCCCUUGAAAAUAUCAAGCAAAAGCUUACCAAGCAAGAGGAAGAAAAAAAAAUCCUGAAACAAGAAUAUGAAACUUUAAGUCAAGAAGCAAAGAUUCAGCACGAGGAAUUGAAUAACAGAAUUCAAACAACAGUAACAGAACUACAAAAAGUAAAAAUGGAGAAAGAAGCUUUAAUGACAGAGCUUUCUACAGUAAAGGAGAAACUAUCAGAAGUUUCUGAUUCUUUGAAAAACUCCAAAAGUGAAUUUGAAAAGGAGAAUCAGAAAGGAAAAGCUGCUAUAUUAGACUUGGAGAAAACUUGCAAAGAAUUAAAGCAUCGACUUCAAGUGCAGAUGGAGAACACACUUAAGGAACAGAAGGAACUGAAAAAGUCACUUGAAAAAGAGAAGGAGGCUUCUCAUCAGUUGAAAUUGGAACUCAAUUCAAUGCAGGAACAACUUAUACAGGCCCAGAAUACUUUAAAACAAAAGGAAAAAGAAGAGCAACAACUUCAGGAGAACAUAAAUGAGCUAAAGCAAUCAAGUGAACAGAAGAAAAAACAAAUUGAAGCACUCCAAGGAGAGCUUAAAAUUGCUGUUUUACAGAAGACAGAGCUUGAGAAUAAACUACAGCAGCAGUUAACACAGGCAGCCCAGGAACUUGCUGCAGAGAAAGAGAAAAUGUCAGUAUUACAAAACAACUAUGAAAAAAGUCAGGAAACUUUCAAACAGCUUCAAUCUGAUUUCUAUGGGAAGGAAUCUGAACUUCUAGCCACCAGGCAAGAUCUUAAGUCCAUAGAAGAGAAGCUUUCUCUAGCACAGGAGGACUUGAUUUCAAACAGAAAUCAAAUUGGAAAUCAAAAUAAAUUGAUUCAAGAACUGAAGACUGCCAAGGCUACAUUGGAGCAGGAUUCAGCAAAGAAAGAACAGCAAUUGCAGGAGCAAUAUAAAGCACUACAAGACAUUCAGAAAGAAAAGUCACUGAAAGAAAAAGAACUAGUAAAUGAAAAGUCUAAAUUGGCAGAGAUAGAAGAAAUUAAAUGUAGACAAGAAAAAGAAAUCACUAAACUAAAUGAAGAACUCAUGUCCCACAAACAAGAAAGCAUAAAGGAGAUAACAAAUCUUAAGGAUGCUAAACAGCUUCUAAUUCAGCAGAAAUUAGAACUUCAAGGAAAAGCAGACUCCCUGAAGGCAGCUGUUGAACAGGAGAAGAGAAAUCAGCAGAUACUAAAAGACCAGGUGAAAAAGGAAGAAGAGGAAAUGAAGAAAGAAUUUAUUGAGAAAGAAGCUAAGUUGCAUUCUGAAAUAAAAGAAAAGGAAGUAGGAAUGAAGAAGCAUGAAGAAAAUGAGGCUAAACUUACCAUGCAGAUUACAGCAUUAAAUGAAAACUUAGGCACUGUGAAGAAGGAGUGGCAAUCUAGUCAACGGAGAGUUAGUGAGCUCGAGAAACAAACGGAUGACUUACGGGGUGAAAUUGCAGUAUUAGAAGCAACGGUUCAGAAUAAUCAAGAUGAAAGGAGAGCACUACUGGAAAGAUGUCUUAAAGGAGAAGGUGAAAUAGAAAAGCUUCAAACCAAAGUAUUAGAAUUGCAAAGAAAGCUGGAUAAUACAACUGCAGCAGUACAGGAGCUGGGCAGAGAAAACCAAUCACUUCAGAUCAAACAUACACAAGCAUUGAAUAGAAAGUGGGCCGAAGACAAUGAAGUACAAAACUGUAUGGCCUGUGGGAAAGGCUUUUCAGUAACAGUGAGACGGCAUCACUGCCGACAGUGUGGAAAUAUCUUCUGUGCUGAAUGUUCAGCCAAAAAUGCCUUAACUCCUUCUUCCAAGAAGCCUGUUCGUGUCUGUGAUGCAUGUUUCAAUGACUUGCAAGGAUAAUGGGUUAUCACAACUUCAGAGUAAUAUUACACUAACAUUAGAUUUUUAAUAAAUGUACUUAAUAGAGGUCUUGGACUACUAUUUGGUUUGGACAUUGGUUGCAAUACUAGACCAAAUAGGAAUUAGUAUAUUUUGGAAUGUUAUGGAUAUCAAGUAAAACUCUUCUAUUUUUGUGAGACUUGGCCUUAUCAUCUUUCAUUACUUUUUUCCCAUUUAGCCCCUGGAAUAGCUUUCAUGCCAAGUUUAGAAUUAGCCAAUGAAAUGUAAAUAAACUUUGGACAGAAAAUAGCAAUGUAUUUUUUUAAUAUAAUUUCAUUAUUCACAAAUGAAGAAUGCAAUUCCAUAGCUUACUUCUUUCUCCUAAAUUUAAUGUACAAAAAUGUACAUGGAUGAUAUCACUUGUUGCUGUUUUUGUUGCACAAUAGCACAUUAAUUAUAUUAAAUAUUCUCUUUGUGAAGUUAUGCACAGAACUGUAACAUUUCCUCUACCCUUUUCUCUUAUAUGUAGGUUCAUAGCUCAGUUGCAUUGUUAUGUUAUGAAUUUACUACUUGAGUGUUCUCAAUACAGUUAUCUCAAAAUAUGUAGUAACCAUGAAUUCAAAAAUGGUUUUUGUUUUAACAAUAUUAAUUAAAUUUUCUUGGGUGGAUUUUAUAAAAACCGGUGUAAAAUCAAUUUGCUUACUUAUGGUUAUCUGGGGUUGUAUUUCAAAGAAUAGGGUUAAUUUUUCUUUUUGUCUUUUUCUGUCUCUUUCUUAAACUCCCACAUAUUGUCCAUUUAGAAUCUUAGAAAGCUUCUUACCCUAGCCCUCAGUUGGAGGAUGAAUAAUAAACAUUGUAUAAUGUUCUUAUUCUCAGUUUCUUGUAAGUGGGAAGUUUUUUGAGAUCAGCCUUCAUAUCAUACCCUUAUUUUGUCUCUCUAGCAUCUUCAGGAACCUGAGUUUGCUUUUUAUAUAGAUCUGAUUUUUUCCUUUAUUUGGUUUAACCUUUUCAAGCAUAGGUCAGCUUCAUGUAUUUGUUUUAUAAUUUUGCAUCUUAAAGCUAGUAACUAAUAUUGCUGUGGUCUUAUUGGUGAAAACAAAAUAUAAAAUGGUAAGAAGACAUUAAAUAUUUUACUUUCUAUUUUUAUUCCCUAUCGGGAAGAAUUUUUAAAAGUUGUAAAAUUGACUUAAAGUUAAAAAUGGUUCUGAAUUUGGUAUUCCAUAUCAACUGUUCCCAAUUUUACUGUUGUGAAAUUCCCUUUAAGUAACUAACACCUAGAAAUAGAGCGUCACCAAAACAAAUAUAUUUAGGAAUCCCAGAGUUACAAUAAAAACUAAAACAGCAUGGCUAAGCACCGUAAGGAUAAUUAAGAAUUAGCUUAUUUGUAUGCUGAACAAUGGGAUCGAACUUUAAUUUAGCAUAGUCUUAUUAAUUUGGAAAAUUGUAAAACAUCUCAAGAGAGAAGUUAUUAAUAUUGGUUUGUUAAUCUUUCUAGAGAAGAAAUGUAGUUAUACAUUCAUUCAGUGCAAUCAUUUUAUAACAGUAGUUAAUAUUUCAUUUAUACUAGUUUAUAAUAUACAUUUGCUUUCAAAUAUUCUGAAAUGAAAUUAUAUUUAUGCUAUACCUACAAUUGUAUGUAAAUUGAAAGAGAUCACUACGUAUUUGUUUAAUUAUUUAAAAAAAAUUUUAAGUAAACCCUGUUGUCAUUAGCUAUUAAGAACAUCGAUUAAGUUCCUGGACUUGGAUAAACAUAUAUCCUUGAGCAUAUAUAAUGAAGAAAUACAGUGGCUCUUUAUUAAAAAUAAUAGUUGGAUAAUAUAAACUGAACUAUUUAUGCAGUUUUAUAUACUUAUAAAUCCUUCCAAAUAGUUUUAAUUCUAUAAUUUUACAUAUAAAUAACUUAAUAAGUGUGCUGGAAAAACCUUCCAAAUAGUUUUAAUUCUAUAAUUUUACAUAUAAAUAACUUAAUAAGUGUGCUGGAAAAACACAGAUGUUCACAGCACCACUGUUCUUUUUUUUUUUUUUUUUUGGAGAUAAUAAAAUUCCAUGAGAAAUCUGGGUUUGAAUAUUUGUUCACUUUGUCUCCUAAUUGGACACCCUCCAGGCCUUCUGUCUGUCUCCCCUUUACCCCCACAUAUUCACAAAAAAAUUGUAAGACAAGUAACCAUAUAUAGGUGUUUGAAUGAUUUUCUCAUUUUUAUCUAACUAAUUUCAUUUCAUAAGUCCCAAGUAAUUUACCUACCAUAGACUACUAUACUGAUAAUAUAAAUGAAACCCAACAUUUUUUGCUACGAACUCUCCCCAAUUUAAUGUGUUUUGAAAACAAAAAUUUUAAUUUUUUUCCUUUUAAUUAAAAAGUCAUCUUUGAAGUCCUUAUUGGCUGUACAUUUUACAUGUUUGCUGGUACUAUUAUUUGUCAGUGAGUUAGAGCUGGCAUGUACUGCUCUUGGCUUUAAUGAAAAGCACAUUGACAUAAUGUUAGUAAAUUCCAAACCCCGGCACAGAAUGUGAGUUAAAAUUAAGUCUUGCUGGGUUAGUGUACAAUAAACUAUACCUACAGACUUUUUUUUAAUAGAAAGAAGACAAAGCUGCUGGUAUAUGAUUUGUUCCUUUGAAGAAAAAAUGAGGGAAACAAACACAAAAACCUCAAUGCAGUGUAUAAAUAACAUUUUGUUCAACUACCUCUUAAUGUGGAAUUAUCUACUUUAAUAGUUUCCUGACAGUAAUGUUAAAUAGUAACUGCCAAAUUUGUUAUUUUCUCAUCUCUUAAAAAGUCUUUAUGAUUAUUUUAUAUAGUUUUGAGAACUUUAAAGCCACUUUUUUUUAACCUUACAUUUGCAUAAAAAUGUUUAGCUUUUAAGUAGAGAGCAAAUUAUGAUCUUAUAUUUUGAUAUUCAUGACCUAUUUGACUAUAGGAGUUUUUUUUAAAAAAAAUGCACUUUGGCUGUAAAACCAUGGAUGAUUUGAUCCAUAAAAUUUAAAUGUGCCACCAUUAUAGUAUUCCUAGACAUGAGCUUGAUGAAUGGUAUUCUGUAAUUAUCACGUGCCACACAUUAUCAUGUCUUAAUUGCCCUUAGCCCGAAUUUUAAUGAUCAAUUUGUUAUUGUUGCAGAUGUGAAUAUUGUGCAUAAACUUACUAAAUUGAUGUAAAAUUGUAUAAAAUAGAAUUAGAAGUCACUAAGUUCUUUCUGUGUAGAAGUACUAAAUUUAUUGUAACACAAUGCAGUUGUGUAUAUGAUAUUCUAUAAUUUCUUGAACUGGAUCAUAUAUUCAUAACUUCUGUAGAUACUUCUGCAUGAACAUUUUCUCAUUUAGUUUUUGGGUUCAUUAUUUGUACUGUGUUUACUACUUGUGAUCAUGUAGUUGUGCCUUAUUUUGUGAGAAAGAUUAGCUCAGUAAAUACUGCAAUUUCUAAACUCAGUGAUUGGAAGGUUAUUAAUUAUAAAUGUAACUGAUAAAGUACACAACAGCAUUUAAAUCUGUAUAAAGAACAGUGGAAAGAUCCUUAUUGAAUUGUUGCUUUUGUUUUUUUAAUAUGUUUAAAUAUUAUAUUAAAAAACAUUUCUUUCUAAACUA